Molecule: messenger RNA, 6764 nt
Organism: Brachypodium distachyon (stiff brome)
Lineage: Eukaryota; Viridiplantae; Streptophyta; Magnoliopsida; Poales; Poaceae
Product: nuclear-pore anchor
Exons: 49
Coding region: 166-6378 (2070 amino acids)
Biological process (GO): mRNA export from nucleus; protein import into nucleus
Cellular component (GO): nuclear pore
Molecular function (GO): structural constituent of nuclear pore
Source: RefSeq, a predicted model, not a curated record
CUCCAUUCUCCUCCAAUUUCCACUGGACUCCCUCCGCUUGCGCCACCACCGCCACCCUUUCCCUCCCCCGCGGGCGCGCCCCUGCAAACCCUAGACCCUUCCGGAGCCAAUCCCCCAAAUCUCAGCUGGGCUAGGGCUUCGCCUUCGCCAGCCCCGCACGCGGCGAUGCCGCUCUUCAUGUCCGACGAGGAGCUCCGGCUCCUCGGCGGGGACGUGGCCGCGGUCGCCGAGCGGGCCGACGCUGCCAUCCGCGAGUACCGGAACCAGGUGGACACCGUCCGCGCCGAGGCCGACGCGGCGGCCAUCGCGGCCGAGCAGACCUGCGCUCUCCUCGAGCAGCGCUUCGCCACCCUCUCCGCGGACGCCGAUCGCUACCAGGCCGAGGCCACCGAGCUCGCGGCGGCCUCCGAGCGUCGCGCUGCUGACCUCGCUUCCUCCCAGGCCGAGAUACACCAGCUCCGCAUCCAAGCCAUUGCGAAGGAUGGCGAGGUUGAGCGUCUCAAGGUAGAAAUCUCGGAGCUGCACAAGUCCAAGUGCCAGUCGCUAGAACUGAUCCAGCAGAGGGACGCAGAGAUAAGGGAGAAGGAUGGCGUCAUCCAGAGCUACCAUGAUAAGAUAGUAAAUCAGGCCGACUCUUCUGCUGGCAAAGAAGCUAGGAUACAAGAGGUUGAAGCUAAGUUAACCCACUGUCAGGCCACAUGUAACCGCAUAGCACAGGAGAAGGAGCUUCUUCAAAAGCAUAAUCUCUGGCUUGAUGAGGAACUGAAAGCAAAAGUUAAGAACUUAGCGGAUUUAAGGAAAGCAAAUAUGGAAGAGGAGUCUAGGAUGUCUGCAAAGAUCGCAGAGCUUGAGAGAGAGGUUUCUGAAUCUUCAAGUUCCUUGAGACGAAGUAAAGAACAGAGUUCUGAACUGGAGCAAAGAGUUACCUAUAUGGAAAAGGAGUUGUUCUCCGCAAAGGAUGCUGCAGCUGCUAAUGAACAACGCCUUGGUGCUGAGCUUUCAACUGUCAUGAAACUUGCUGAACUUCAUAAAGAAAGUUCUGAGGAGUGGUCAAAGAAGGCUGGGGAACUUGAAGGUGUUAUUAAAGCAUUAGAGACACAUUUGACCCAAGUUGAAGAUGACUACAAGGAAAAGCUUGAGAAGGAGACCUUGGCCAAGAGUGAUCUUGAAAAGGAAGUUGCCAACUUAAAGCAGAAGAUUCAAAAGUGUGAAUCUGAUUUGGAAAAUUCAAGAAAGUCCGGGGAAUUGAGCCUCAUUCCGUUGACUAGUAUGGCAGCAGACCCCGCUGCUUUAGCAGAUACACAAUUGAGAGAGAUGCCACUUUCUGAUGCUUUGAAUCAAAAUGACCUGAUGAUAGUUCCGAGUGUACCCACUGGUGUUUCCGGAACUGCAUUAGCUGCUUCUCUUCUUCGGGAUGGUUGGAGUCUUGCUAAGAUAUACGAGAAAUAUCAAGAAGCUACUGAUGCUUUACGUCAUGAGAGAUGGGGAAGGAGACAUGCUGAAGCAGUUCUGGAAAGGGUCUUGCAUGAAAUAGAAGAGAAAGCUGAGCUUAUUUUAGAUGAACGAGCUGAACAUGAGAGGAUGAUUGAAGCUUAUGCUCUAAUGGAUCACAAAUUGCAGCAGGCAUUGUUGGAGCAUGAUAAUUUCGAAAAUACAAUAAGAAAUCUAAAGUCGGAGUUAAAAAGGCGGGAGCGUGAUCAUACUAUCGCUAACAAGGAAAUAGACGACUUGCAGAAACAAGUCGCUGUUCUUUUAAAGGAGUGCCAAGACAUACAGCUUCGUUGUGGUUCUAGCCUUCCAAAUGUAGGUCAUGGUGCUCUUUCUACGAGCAUCAAUAAUGGCUUGUCUAUUGUUGAAAACAACAGUCAUGAGCAUAUGACAUUUAAUGAUAUUAAUGGGCUUGUUCAGCAAAAUGUUCAACUUCGAAAUAAAGUUCACUUGCUUUCUACUGAUCUUGACAAAAAAGACAUGGAGCUCAGGGAGAGCUUCCAGAUUGAGCUGAAGAGAAUCACAGAUGGUGCUACCUCCAGAGUUGAAAAAGUGAUGAAGAAGUCUGAAGAACAAGCAAUAAUGAUUGAAUCUCUUCAUAGAUCUGUAGCGAUGUAUAGGAAAUUGUGUGAAGAGCAGCAGAAGACUCGCUCCAAUGUCGAACACAUAUCCAAUAAUUUGCAAGAUGAUGGCAGAAAGGACCUGAUGGUUCUAUUUGAAGGAUCACAGGAUGUCUCAAAGAAAGCAUAUGAACAGGUUUCUGAGCGAUCCAAAAGACUUGACGAGGAGCUGACAAAGUUGAGGACCGAGCUUGUGUCUCUGCGAUCUGAGCGUGAUAAGUCAGUUCUUGAAGCUAAAUUUGCUCAAGAUCGGCUUAAUGGGUACAUGACAGAGAAUGAUCAUCAGAGGAAGGAAGCUAAUUCUGUUUCACUCAGAAACGCGGAGUUGAUGCACUUGAUAGUCGAUUACGAAAAGAGGCUUCGUGAAAGUUCAGAUUCUAUGCAAGCUUUAGAGGAGAAUUCAAGGAAACUGUCGAUGGAGGUGUCUAUUCUAAAGCAUGAAAAAGAGAUAGUAGUAAAGUCAGAGAGAAGAUCUUUGGAUGAAGUCCAUGAUUUGACUGAAAGGGUGCAUCGUCUGCAGGGUACCAUUGACACAAUACAUACCACUGAGGAGGUUCAAGAGAAUGCAAGGUCUAUGGAAAGGAGAAAUCAACAGGAGUAUAUCAAGCGACUAGAGAGAGACUGGGCAGAACUCAAGAAGGAGGUUCAAGAACAACGAGAUCAUGUUCGUGUCCUGACACUUGAUAAGCAAAAUGCCUUCGAUGGCUGCAUGAAGCAGGUAGAGGAUAUGAGAAAAGAGUUACAGAGCUCAUGGAAAGCUUGUACUGACGCUGAAUCUAGGGCUGCUGUUGCAGAGGUCAAGUGUGCUGAUUUGGAGGCGAAGCUCAAAUCGAAAAUGAUCAUUUUUAGGGAUGGUGGUCGCGAUAACUCAUCAGCAACUGAGGAGAAUGAUGAGCUGUUCCGGCAGAAAGAGGAGUUGGAAAAAUACAAGGAUGAAGCACAUGCAAACAAAAGCUACAUGCUUCAGUACAAGGAAAUUGCGAACUCAAAUGAAGCAGCAUUGAAGCAAAUGGAAACUGCAUAUCAGGAUUACAAAAGAGAGUCUGAGGUUGCUAAAAGAAGCUUGGAAGAUGAGAUUGCCAAGUUGAGGAGUAAGUUAUCUGAAAUGGACAAGAGCUAUGUCAUGAAGUGUGAAGAAGCUGCCAAUGCUAUUGAAGCUAAAGAGAAGGAUAUCACUGCUCUAAUGAGCGACAUUUCUAUUCUGAGAAAUGAACUUUCCCAGAAAGUGGCUCGGAUUGAGAAUUUAGAAAUUGAAUCUGCUUCAUCAAAGAGUGCUCUUGAUGAGCAGUGUAAGCGUUGGCGUAGCGCACAAGACAAUUACGAGCGUCAGGUUAUCCUGCAAUCUGAAACAAUACAGGAGCUGACGAAUACUUCUAAGCAACUAUCUUCAUUGCAGCAGGAAGUCACGAUACUUCGUCAAACAGCAGACGCACAAAAGGCUGAAAAUGAUGCUCUAAGAACGUUUGGUGAGCAAGAAAAGGUACAAUUGCUAAAAGAAAAGGACGAGGCUCUCCGGAAGUACACCGAGCUAAAUGAUCAGAAUAGAAUUUUGCACAAUCGACUAGAAGCCUUGCACAUUCGACUAGCUGAACAAGAACGGGGCAUUGCCGGGCUUUCAUCGCAACGUACUGACUCACAUGGAGAGGAUGAUUUACAUGGUGUUGUCAGCUACCUCCGCAGAUCGAAAGAAAUAGCGGAAACAGAGAUAUUGUUGCUUAAGCAGGAGAAAUCUCGGCUUCAGAUAGAAUUGGAAAGUGCGUUGAAGUCCGCCAAGGAGGCACAUGAGGUACUCCGCAGUCAAGCUGACAGUGCAAGAUCAUCAAUGUUCAAGGACGAAGAGUUCAAGUCACUGCAGCUCCAGGUGAGAGAAAUUAAUUUGCUUCGUGAAAGUAACAUACAACUUAGAGAGGAGAACAGACACAAUUUUGAAGAAUGCCAGAAAUUCCGUGAGGAAGCUCACAAGGCUAUAAGGGAGGCAGAAAGGCUGCAUGAUAUUUUACAGGAGAAGCAAGUAGCUUCUGAAAUCGGUGCAAAAGAACUAGAAUUGCAGAAAUCUGAAAUAGUAAAUCUCAACCAAAGGAUUUCUGAGUUGGUUGAAAAUAGUAGAGGAGUUGAUUUGAGCACAUAUGAGACCAUGAAGGACGAACUUCAAAAUAUCAAAUCGACCUUGCGAGAGAAUUCAAUUGAGCUUGAGCGUGCAAAAACUCUUCUUUCCGAGAGGGAAGUUGUCAUAAGAAAUUUAGAGGAGAAGCUUGCUGGAUGUCAGUCUGAAUUGGCAGUCAAGGAAAAGAAGCUGAACGAAGUUGAGGCUAGCUUGAAAUCGGAAAUGGAAAGACUGAAAAGGAUAAAUUUUGCCAUCAAGAAAAAACUUGAGAUAUCGACGAAGGAGAAGGAGAAUGCUACCAAAGAAAAUAACAGUCUUUUGAAGCAGAUUGAAGAUCUUAAAUCAACAGGUCAGAAAACUACAUCGGAAACUGCUAAUGAUCAGGUUGUAAAGGAAAAGGAAUCCAGGAUACAGACACUGGAAAAAAUCUUGGAGAGGGAGAGAGACGAUAACAGGAAAGAAAAGUCAAGCCGCAAAAAGGCCGAGAGUGUAUUUCUUGGUGCCCUUCAAAAUCUAUCAAAGGAGAAGAAACAAAUAGAGGAUUCAAUUGAGAAGCAUAGGCAGGCUGUGAAGGAGGCUAUUGAGCAUUAUUCCGGACAAUCUUCUCAAAUCCCAUCCGGUUCUGCAGUAGAGGAGCAGUUUCGUUCAUAUUUCCUUGCUGCUAAAAGGAUCGAGGAGUCUAGUAGCCCUUUCAAAGAUGGUUCAGUGAAUCAGACAUCACUUAUUGAUACUCCCACUGUGGAUGCAGCUGCCACAGGGCGGCCGGUAGUGACUCCAGCAAAUCCUGCCCAAGUUAAAGGGGUGGAGGAGAGAGCAGUUUCUACUUCGUCCAAACCAAGUACUGAGCGAAGGUUAAGAAGGCCACUCGUUCGGCCAACUCUUGAGCGGGUUGAAGAGCCCCAGGCUGAUACAGAUACACCAAUUACUGAAGGUUCCACAGUAGCUCAGGAGAAAGGUAGCCUGUCACUGGGUCGAGGUUCGACAGUAAAUCAGGAGAAAGGUGGUCCGUCACUGGAGCGAGGUUCCACUAUAGUUCAGGAGAAAGGUGGCCGGUUGCUGGAGCGAGGUUUAGGUCAGGAUAAAGUCGGCCUGUCACUUGAGCGUGAAACUUCUGGUGGUGUGUCUGUACCUUCUAGUCGCAAACGUCUCAUAUCAUUGUCGCAGGGGAGAGAUGAUGCUCCACAGGGAGAGGCUAGUGAUUCAAAUCCUCCAUCAAAGAAACCCAAAGAAGAGUUUUUCCAUGGUACCAGUGAGCAGAAAAAUGAUCAAUCAGCUUCAGAAGAUGUAACAGCUCAGGCCCCUGUAGAUCCAUCUAUGGAUAACCAAGAUGCGCAACAGCCUGCCGAUGAGAUGGACACAGAUCAGGCCUCCAUGCCAAUUGAAGAGGUUGAGGACACCAGGGAUGGCGAUGUGGGUGUUAAUGACGACAUGGAAGAACGUACAGAUGCGUCUACAGGCAUUAAGGACCAGUAUACUGAAGUUCAUAUUGACAGUGGUGCAACUGCAGUUGAAGAUAUGCCGGUCAAAUCAGAGGCGGUAGAGGAAUCAUUUGACGAAGACCAGAAACUUGACGAUGCGAAGGAAGAGGGCCAGAUAACUACAGCAACAGAUGUUGAAGAAGAGAGGGAAGAGGGAGAGUUGCCGGAGGAAUCAGAACAACAUUCAGACAGUAGUCCCCCGGAUAUUGGUGAACAAGCAGCUGAUUCUUUCAGGGUGGCAUCUCCCGGAGGGUUGACAGAAAAGAGCGACACAGAUAUGGCAGAGGAGGUUGGAGAAGGUGAGACUGCUGAACAUGGUACGGUGGAAGCUGACCAAAGCCCUCUAGCACAAUCAGGUGGAGCAGAUGCCUCACCAGGCAGAAAUACAGAUGUAUCCCCUGCACGUGAACCUUCCCCUUCUAACCCACCUCAUGAUGGCGCAUCUUCCGAACAGCAGAUUCCAGCUACUGCAAUAGAUACUGGGGAAACACAAAACCCAACACUCAAUUUCGAGAGAGCAAGGCAAACCAGGCAAGCCAGGUUUGGCCGCACAACCUCCCCGCAAUCUGCCACCAACAGGGGUCGUCCGAGAACUCCUAUUGUCUUCCCGAAAGAUACUGGUUCAGGAUCACAGAAAGAGGCUGCUCGCGGAUCUCGGGGACGUCGUGGGCGUGGUGGUGGCCGGUAGUAAUGAUGUAGAAACUUACAGUUGUCUUUGUGCAACUACUAGACUACGUGGCUCUUGUCAAGACAAAGUUGACUAGUGGUCCGGAUGGGCGCCGGUUUAUAUAUGUGAUCUGACAGUGGAUUUUGUUAUGAUGGCUACAGCAGUAAUUGCCAAUUGAAACUUUGUUAUCUAUCUUGUCAUCGUGCUUUAAAGUCUUAUAAGCCAUGCAUUCUGAGAUAAUUGUUGUUGCUUAGCUUAGGAUGCAAGCGGGCAACCUGCAAAAUGAGCUUGUAGUUACUUAUAACGACCUUAUGUUAACUUGAACUGAGAAAUUACACUAGGUAGCUUUGUGUAUGCUUACGGCAUACUGAGCAUUUAUGUAUAACGACCUCAUGUUAAUUUGCGAA